GCUGAGGCUCUUGAUGAGGCUGAGGAUGUAGGCUCUGGGGUUCCUGAUUGGGUUUCACCGGUCCAUGACCUAGGUGAGGGUGUAGGCGAGGAAUGCAGUUAUCGCCGGGCUGAGAACGGCAGUGAUGGUAAUGGCCAUGCCACAUGUCUUGAUGCGCCCGCCGAAGAAGCCUUGGUCGAGCCCCCUGGCCCGCUGGGUGGUGAUGUGCUUGCUGUGCCGGCUGACCAUGUUAUCCGGAUGUCGGUCGUGGUCUGCCGCCCUGGUUACCCCAUUUCGGCUUGCGUAAUCGAGGCCCCAAUCCCCACAACUGUCGGCCAGCUUGACCCGCUCAUCAGAGCUGCCCUGCCUCAGGCCAUUGACUGCGUGUGGGACCAAAUUACACCUACGUACCCACAGCUUGGCCUUGGUUUUUCCUCCUUUGCAGCGGUACCAUCUUGGUUUGUCGAAGCCGGUUUCGCUGUCGCGGUUAUUGACGCCCGUGCUACUGGUGGUUCGACAUUUGCUGUUGCCCUGUCUCGCAACACCACCCACCAAGAGAUUACCGUCGCGGCAGGGUGCGCAACCGUAGCGCGGCAUGCAAUGUUUGUCGGCGACAGUGCUGCUUGCCUGUGGCCGGGGGAGUCCAUCCUCAUUGAGGGCGUUGGGGCCGAUGACUGGGAAACUAUGAAUCGGGUUGCUACCCUUGCUGAGGAAUUCCUCUUCGUGGCCUCAUUGCAGUGGUUCCACGGCAACACGAGCGAGGGCUACGUCACCCGCGAGCUGCUGAGGCAGCAUUCCGGGCAGCCUCCGGCUGGCUGGAAGCUUGUUGUCAAGGGUGGCAGGAAACGCCAGCUGGGGUUCGACUUCUAUUCCGGUGAAGUCUUCGUUUUGGCCUUUCAGAGCCGGUUGGAUGAUGUGGGCGAGAUGUCUGAGUCUGAGUCCGAUUUCUCGCACGAUCCGGAUGACGACCCCGAUGACGAGGAUGCGGGGGAUGGAAGAUCCGACACAUCCACCCAGUCGCGCACCCCGCGCAGGCACGGCAGCAAGGUUGAAACGAGCUCCGACCGCUCCUUCCACGGCUCCUUUGCCCCAUUCAGUGGCGACGGGGCAACCCAUAAGAUGCUACGAAAUGGUGAAGGCAAACGUGCCCCCUUCGUGCUGGUGGAAGCGGGGCCUUGUGGCAGGCCUAAGGCCGUCGAAGGCAUCCAGUGGCCUCACUUUCUGGGCGCUCCCCUUUCUGUAAAUGUUAGUGGUUUUGGCUCGCCUGAGUGCGCCCUGUCUGAGAAGCUCACGAAACGCCUUAGGCUGACAUGCCGCCUGCCCGACGCUCCCAGCCUAUCAGUUUCAUUGGCUGCGGUCGCUGCAGGGGCCGAUCCGGUUGCGCGGCUGGCUCGAGCCCAAGAUGACCAGCGCACCCCGGGACGCGUUGAUGACCCGCUUCCGCAGGUCCCGGCGCCACAGGCCGACGAGGCUCUUGUGCCCGUGCAGUUCCUACAUGGACUCUUUCUUGUAGCCACCUAUGAAACGCGGCCCGAUGUUGUCUCUAUUCCUGUUCGAGUCCCAGGGAGGCCGGCCGAGGUUUUGACUGCUGUGCAGGGGGCCAGAAUCCAGCGGCAAAGGGGCUUCUUUCCGCGACUCAUCCCUGUGCUGCCGCAACCCGCGUGCCAAUAUGCUGUGCUUCUUGCUGUGCCUGACUGGCCCUUGCCAGCCCUGCCGGUGUUGGCCGACUGCCGAGCUGUAACGGGGGUCCUGCACAUGGCCCUUAUUCCUUUUCGCGCCAACAGGGAGUCUAUCCUCUUAGGUGCAGGUUUGAGUGGCGGUUCUAACGUCGAUGUUAGGGUGCUAGGCCAGGAUGUCCCGCUGCACCAUGCUCAGGAGGUCGUGUUGCCCGAAGGUGCCCUUAUCUCCUUUUCUGAGUCUGGGUCCCCGCCACCUGCAACGUAUGACCUCCGGGUGAUGUUGAGUAGUGUGCAUGGUUGGGACUACCGGGAGCCUCUACCUUUCAACGUCGCCCUUUCUUACUGGGUUCUUUCCGAUGAGGUGUCCGCCCGGGUAGAUGCCGCCUCGGACGGCAGACUCUCCCGGGCAGCCAUUGCGGGCGCUUUGGAAUGCGAGGUUGAAGGACUUGUUACGGUCCCUGCUCUUCCUGUUAUAACUGAUGCCUUUCACCGCGGUUGGGCGUCAGCGGCUGUUUUCGUCUCCUCUCGAGCCAUUCCUCGCCGCAGAGCUGGUCCAGAGGGCCAGAAGGUGCUUGUCAUUGACCAGCGGCCGGUCUUGCAAUGCCUCACAUGGAUGUGCGUUGACAACGGGCUUCUGGACUUGCAGCAGUUUGUUGAUGGCUAUGCCAACACAUGUCCUGAUGGAUAUCUCGUUGCGGUGCAAGGCGCCGUCUCUGUCGAACUGCCAGAGGGCACCUUUCUGCAAAUCACUGAUGGACUGCAUAUUGUUGUGCGUUAUGUUCUUGCGGCUUGGCAAGGAGAUGAGUCCGCCGAGGGCUCUGAGAGCGAGUCCGAUCGGCUCGUAGCCGGUCCUCCCCCGGAAGCCCUGCUCACCAGCCAGGAACCCUCCGAAGACUUCAUCCUCGAAGAGGUCGAGGUCAAGGUUCCUUGUAGUCUGCAAGCCUUUGUGCAAGCUGUCUCGGCUUCCAGGGCUGGAGACUGCGACUCCCGCCUCUCUGAGCUUGCUGCAGUGAGCCCACAGCCAGAGAUUGGAUGGGCUUUGUUCCUGGCCAUCCCAAAGGCUGCGGUGGGGCGUUUUAUCUGCCUGGACACCAGAGAUGUUGGCGGACGCGUGUUUUGCGUGCGUUCGCCCGCCUGCGUCGACCUUUUCUCGGUGUGCUUGCUGGCAGGAAUAAGUCUUCAGUCCGAGGUCCAGGUUUUUACAGGCUUGCCGCGCCGCCGCCUGCAUGAUGGCGAGGAGCUCCAAACUUACACCGGGAUGUGCCUCAGCCUCUCGCUGGGUGGCGAAUGCCGUGGAGACAGUGUCUCUUUGUCUGCUGUGCUUGAGACCCACUUGCCCUGGCGGCCGGGGCCCGCUUUCCCAUGGCUGGGUGACGACAGUCACUACUGGGUCUGUGCCCCAGAUGAGGGGCGCCUUUUCAAUCUGAGCCCAGCGCGCAGUACGCACUACCGCUCUGAUCUAGCUGCAUGUGUGGGGCUUAGCGCCCACACCUUGGCCAUCGCACCAGCUUGCCCAAGGCAGUUUGACGUCGCCUGGCUUGGCUGGCCCUGCAGAACGGUUAUUGCCGUAUCGGACGCUGGGAGCGUUCGACCGCCUGGCCGUGCCUACCCUGUGCUUGUUGACUGCCGUGCCCUCGCGGAAGGAUGGCUCUGGGUAGCAACUGCGCAGGGGUGGUUGCACGUUGAAGGACUUGAGGCGUCACUGAACCAGACUGUCCUCCAGGUUGAGGUAAUGAUGCGGGCACGUCUUGCUUCUGUCGACCAUGCAUUGCCUCUACGGCAGGGCCCAGAUUCUGACGUUGAACCUGACGAGGGAGGCAUAGCGCCACUCGACCUAUACCAACGCCCUGCCGCAGCUCCCGCCGACCGGGACAGGAACAGGGCGCUGAAGGCUUGCUUGCCAGUCAUGGCGGCAGCGGCGUUCUAUUUGGCGCGCACCCUUCUCGAAACCCUUGUGGAGCAUUUUCGUGGGCAGGAGGUCUCUGGAAGGACCCCACCAGUGACAGCUAAAGGUAUCAGGCUUGCCGAUAUCCAAGGUUGGCAAGGUUUUGGCGACUUCGCCUACUUUCCUGCGGAACUGGCCGGUCUACCGAAUGGCCCGCUACUUCUGGGGGGGCUACGCCUACCCUUUGCAGCUGCAGACCUUCUCGAGCUACUGACGCCGCCGGGCACUUUGGCCGAUGCGCGUGCUGUGAAGGCCGUCAUCGGCGAUGCGGCAUGGCAAAGGCUUAGUGGCCUCCGCCUCGAUGCGUCGGACUUGCUUAGUCCAGGCCUGCAUUGCUUCACAGAUGGAUCCUUCAUCCAAGGUUCAGCCGAUGCCCCUGCGCAGGUCGGCUGGUCCUGUGUCUUUCUUGACGCCACGCACAGGCGAUUCGGCGUGGUUGCGGGUGGGGUUCCAUUCUGGUCCGAGGCUGAAGGGGAUGUCCAAUCUGCGUUUACUGCGGAAUGCUUUGCGCUUGUGGCGGCACAAUGGCUCUGCGCCACCACUUUCCGCCAGGUUCCUACAGUGAUCAGGGCCGACUGCAUCUCCGCUAUGCAGAUUGCAGCAGGGUUGGUGCCAGGGUCAGGAGUCGGGGCGGCAGGCUGCCUACGCAGGAUUAGCUCCCUUGCUCGUGCUGCCACGCGUUCCCCUCCAGCCUUGUCUCAUGUGGCAGGGCAUGCUGGCUGCCUAGCCAACGAAAUCGCCGAUGUUACGGCCAAGCUUGCCGCCCGAGGGUUCCCCUGCGGGGCUUGGUGCUGGGAGGUUCCUGGCCGAACGAGAUGGUGGGAAAGCAGCGGCAUGGCACUUGAUUGGGCUGGCCUAGCCAUCCAAUGUGCGAGAGAGCCGGGCUCGCUCCCCUCGAUGCGCUCUUACGAAAAGCCCACCACCGAUGGGGGCCUCACGCCUGUGCAGUGCUUGGAGCCUUUCACUCGGCAUGGCAUGGGCGCUGCUACGCCGGCAGGCGCCCCUGCGGAGAUGGCUUUGGUGCUGGCCUCUUAUAAUGUACUGUCCCUUUGUGGCAAGUCCUUUGCUGAUGAUAAGUGCGCUGGGCUUGCCUUUGCUGCAGGCCGUCCCGCGCUCCUUGCAGCAAGUCUUGUGCAUGCAGAGGUGUCGGUUGCUGCUCUACAGGAGGCUCGCACUGAGCAGGGGCAGCUUUUCACUGCUCCAUACUACCGCUUCUGCUCCGGUGUAGUGCGGGGUAACUUCGGCGUUGAGUUGUGGUUUAGUAGCACCUUGAAGGCUCCCAAGGGUGCAGGUGAACGGACCAGCCCGGCCCUUUUUUCCAAAUCGGCCUUCACUGUCAUCCACGCAGAUCCCCGACGGCUUCUGGUCAGGUUCGUGGCAAUGCCUGUGGAUCUCAUCUUUGCCUCUUUGCAUGCACCGCACAAGGGGGCGGAGCCGCAUCUGCUCGACUCGUGGUGGAAUGAGACGAGUCACCUCCUGGAGAAGUUUGGCGCCCUUGCACCACUGGUGCUGAUGGGGGAUUUUAAUGCAGCCGUCGGUUCGAUUCCUUCUGAGGCUAUAUUGGACCCUGGCGUGCCGACGAGCAGGACACGUCCGGAGACGCGCUGCAUGAUAUCCUGCAUCGUCAUGGAUUAUGGCUUCCUGCCACAUGGCAGGCUCGAUUACAUCGCGUUGCCGAUGGAUUGGCAGUCUUCUCAGGUGGUGUCGUGGGUGGAUCCGGCUAUCCACGCCGGUCAACCGGUUGUGGACCACCUCGCCACGCUUGUCUCGCAGGCCCUGAACCAGCUCCCCGACAUCCCCUGGAAUGUGGGCCCUGAUGCCCACGCAGCGAUUCUUGCUUCUACGCUGCAAGAGAGACUGCAACAGGCCUUUCCAUCUGAAGAGAGGCGCAAGCGGCAAGCGUACCUCAGCGAUGCUGCCUGGGCCUUGCAAGGGGGGGUUGCCAAGCUGCGUCGUAGCCUUGCAAGGCUGCGCUGUGCCAUCAGGUUCCACAGUGUAGCAGCUGCCUUUCAAACCUGGAGGUGCUGGGACUCGCCGCCUCUCAACGUGCAGCUCCGCUCUGGCUGGAUGCAGACCGCAGCUGUUGUGGAGGCAGGUCUAGGGGCCAGGCUGCAGCAUGCAGCCAAGGGCUUGCGGGCCCAAUGCAAAGCGGACCGGGCCAGCUUUUUGGCCUCCUUGGCUGACGAUGUGCAGGCAGGCAAGGACGAGGCGCACGAGUCUCUCAAGAAGCUUCUGGGCUCCCGCAAAAAGCGCAGCUGUGGGCCCACGGUGCUCCCGCAGGUCAAGGACAUUCAUGGGCAGGUUUGCCAGGAUCCUGCUGCGGCGAUCGCCCGCUGGCGCCAACACUUCAGCGCACUUGAGGCGGGCAAAUGCAUGUCGCUGGAGGAGGUCGCUGGCCUGCUUCCCACCGCGCUACCUGAAGACUGUAGCAUCUCUUGCGCCGAGUUUCCGGCACCAUCGGACCUCCUUGAUGCAGUCCUAAAGGCUAAGACUGGGCGAGCUUGUGGCCCGGAUGGUCUACCAGCAGAGGUCGGCAGGGCGGACCCGGUCGCUUGGCAGCGGGCGCUGCUGCCGCUUAUGCUGAAGAUAGGGUUGUGUGUGCAAGAACCCUUAGGGCUGAAGUCGGGAACCCUGACUUGGUUGUAUAAGGGUCGGGGCAGUGCCAGUGACUGCGGCUCUUACCGAGCGAUCAUGCUUCUCUCCACGAUUGCCAAAGCGAUGCACCGCGCGUUCAGACCUGCUGCCUAUGACUUCUUUCAAGGUCAUGCACUCCCAGUUCAACUCGGAGGACUGAAACGCACGUCCGUUUUGUUCGGCUCGCAUGUGAGCCGAGCUUUCCUGCAGCUCCGCGCCAACCAGGCGCUCUCGUCGGUCAUUCUCUUUGCCGAUGUGUCGGCCGCGUACUACAGUGCGACGCGUGCCUUGACUGCCAGACGUGCCGGUUGGGAAGCGCCGCCGGACGCCAAUCAGGCCUUGAGGGAACGCCUAAAAGCCCCUAGCGCCCUGGAGGCGGGCGGGGCUACGGCGUGGUUGGAGGGGUUGACUGAUGAGUUUAACAGCAGGACUUGGAUGACGUUGAGGGAUGAUGAUACUCCGGUUGUAACAACGCGUGGAUCCCGCCCAGGAUCAUCCUGGGCGGAUAUUUAUUUCGGGGUCUCAGUGCCCGGCAUCGUCGACACAAGAAACGCUCUUCGUGCUGGAGCUUUGUGCACCGGUGAACCUAUCUGCCUCCUGUGGGACGGCCGCCGAGACUUCUUUGCAGAGCCGUGCCGUUCUGGGCUGGGCACGCGCCUCAUAAAUCUAGAUGAGGUCAUCUGGGCCGAUGACUUGGCUGUGUAUUUGGGGAUACCGCAGCCCGGCAACGCAGCAAAGGUCAUCGGCUUCGAGGCAUCUGCCCUGCGUGACGCCUUCGGCAGCCACGGAUACCAGCUGUCUUUCGGAGAGGCCAAAACGGCCGCCGUCGUGCAGCUUCGAGGUAAAGGCGCUCGGGCAGCCCGAUGCAAGCUUUUUUCCGGGAAGGCGCGGAUCCCUGUCCUCAGUGAGGAAGACGAGCCCGCUAUGCUGCCCCUCGUCAGAAGCUAUAAGCACUUAGGGGUCAGGGUCGCGGCUGAUAGUUCGUUGAUGCCCGAGCUCAAGCAACGGAUUGCCCUCGCAUGGACGGCUUUCAGGCAAGGACGAACGAAGGUCUAUAGGUCUAGGAGGUUGACGGUCGCCAAAAAAGGCAUCUUGUUGAAUGCGCAUGUACUCUCCAAAUUGCUCUUCGGGGCAGGUGCCUGGGGGCCUCUGCGUGCUGGGGAAUACCAGGUCUUCGCGCGUGCGGUCACCUCGAUGUACCGCCAGUGCCUAUGCCUGCCUCAUGACGAAGCCCAAGAUGUUAGCCUUGCCACAAUCUGUGCAUUGGUGCAGCAGCCAGACCCCCUCACCCUGCUGCGUGUUGAACGCUUGCGCUAUGCCAGACAGCUCAUUGCCAAUGGGCCGGACAUUCUCUGGGCCUUGCUCAGGCCCAACGCCAAGUUCAUGAGCUGCAUGCAAGACGCCUUUUGUUGGCUGCACUCCUGGGUUGCUAACACCACCGAGCUUGGCAAGCCAGAUGUCAGCUGGGAUGAUUGGCAGGACAUGAUCAUGCGGCGGCCGGGUCGCUUCAAAGGCAUUGUGAAGAGGGCUCGCGCUCUUGAGUGCGCGCGCGUCACCGCCUUCGCUAGCCUCCAAGCGCUGCGGAGGGCACUUCUUGCCAGGGCCGGGGUUCAAGAAGGUCCGGACCGCACUGGCGAGGAUCGCCCCGCUGCCUAUACCGAGGCAUGCUUGGUCUGCAAGGUGGCCUUCCCCACCCGAGCCACGUGGGCCGUUCACGCGGCCAAAUGCCAUGGCUAUCGCGCGCCAGCCACUCUGCUUGCGAAGGAACAGGAGCAGCCCCUCUGCGCGGGGUGCGGCAAGCUUUUUGCGAACGCACACAGACUGCGCCGGCACCUUUUGCAUGCUGGGGAUUGCCGGAUCCGUUGGGGUGCUUUUGUGGCGGACGGGGUAAUCCCGGCCAUCCCGCACUCACAGAGGCCGCCGCUGCAGGUUUCUGGUUCUUCCGCUCGCACAGAAGAAUCCUACGACCCUGUCCAAGUGCACCCAGGCUUGCUGGCUCAACUGCUUGAUCUUGCGAGUCCCUGCCCUGAGGAUGUCUGGGAGAUCGUACUUGAAUAUGUUGAGCCCCUGGCGAUCUUGAAGAGUACUCUUCAAGCCUGGGCGCGGCACCCAUGCUCCACCGAUCAGGUUAGGGAGGUUGCGGCCGAUACGGAACUCAUGCUUGACCCGGAGUUGUGGUGUGACGAUUUCCGUUCGGCCCGUCGUGGCUGUGGUGCUCCGGCCGCUUGCCGCGACUUGCUCCCUAUCAGUGUGCGUGUGGUUGACUUCCAAGAGGACGGUGUGCUGGCGACAUUCCGUCUUGAGGAGCCGCCCUUGCCGCAGUUUGUCUACCCCUUCCAAACGAGUGUUCCGUUGGCCGCAGCGAAACGUCAUCUCCUCUGGCUCGGGGCCGCCGUUGACACUGUGAGCCACUUCCUUGCCGCCUCGGUGCAAGCGCCAGUCGCCCUGUCUGCCCCGCCGCGUGCUCUGUUCUGCCUACAGCCGGUCGUUAACUGGAUUUGCGACCUGGGCUUUAGGCGUUCGGGCCUUGGCUUCGAGUCGCCACGAGACUAA
Molecule: messenger RNA, 8790 nt
Organism: Symbiodinium sp. CCMP2456
Lineage: Eukaryota; Dinophyceae; Suessiales; Symbiodiniaceae
Source: the annotation of a GenBank genome assembly